Molecule: messenger RNA, 1626 nt
Organism: Punica granatum (pomegranate)
Lineage: Eukaryota; Viridiplantae; Streptophyta; Magnoliopsida; Myrtales; Lythraceae
Source: RefSeq, a predicted model, not a curated record
CUUCCUAUAAAGGAGGGAUUCUCCGCAUGUUUGACUCUUCUCUGCUCUGUAGCCCCGCCCAUCACUCACACACAGACACAAACACACGCCCAGAGAGAAGAAGAAGGAAGAAUCCAUUAACAAAGCUCAGAGCUCUCUCCUUCUCUGUUCCUCUUUCAGUCUCUCUCUCUCUCUCUCUCUCUCUCUCUCUCUCUCUCUCUCUCUCUCUGGGUCACUCUGUUUCUGGGUGUUUUGUGUCGUGUCGGGUAGCUGUUCGUGUUCGGGGAAGACGAUGAUGUGAGCUUCUUUUCGUGUGUCUGUCUCCUUAACUCUCUUUUCAGUUUCCGAUCAUCCAUCCCGCCCCUAAAAUUAAAUGAUCUGUCGCCGUUAAGCCAUUUCCUCUGCUAACCUGCCCUCCCUACGAAGAAAGUCCUCUCCUUUUUAAUGCCCCUUUCUCCUCCUCCUCCUGCUGCUCGCUCGGAAUCUCCGUAGCCAUGGACCGGCCCGGAAAACCAUUACUUCCGAAGUACACCGAGCACCGGACGGUGACCCACAAGACCCUUAAGGCCCCUCUGUCCAAGGAAUUCCCUGAGCGGGUCAUCAGGAUCUCCUUCACCGACAGGGACGCCACCGACUCGUCCAGCGACGAGGACGAGGUCCCCCGCGUGAAGCGCUAUGUGACCGAGAUACGGAUCGGGGAUCCCGAUCAUAGGGCCGAGAAGCCGAGGGCAGCAGCUGGCAAGAAGGCUGAGGGCGCCAGGACGGCCCCGCAGAGGUGGCCGGAUGGCAGGAAGUACAGGGGCGUCAGGAGGCGGCCGUGGGGCCGGUGGGCCGCCGAGAUAAGGGACCCGCUCAAGCGGACGAGGGUGUGGCUCGGCACCUACGACACCGCCGAGGAGGCCGCUAUGGUGUAUGACCGCGCCGCGAUUCAAAUCAAGGGCCCUGAUGCUUUGACUAACUUUAUGACCCCUCCCGCGAGGGUCAACCCCCAGAUCGAUGUCGCCGCCGUUUCUGAGUGCGAGUCUGGCAAAGAUUCUCACAAUCUGUCGUCCCCGACAUCCGUCUUGAGGUUCCAGUCGGGCGAGGAAGCUGAUUCCAAAUGCGAAUUCGGGCCGUACCUAGACGAGGCCUCGGGUCUAAUGGAGGAGGGGUGCCUGUUGGAUCCUUUGUUCCUGAAAGAUUUCUUCGAUGACGAUCAGACCCCAGCUCCGGUUUUCUACGACGAUCAUUCCAUCCUAACCGAUUCGUUCCUAAGGGAAGAAGUGGACAGCUACUCGAUAAGCUUCCCGGAAGAGGACUUUGGGUCAUGUAAAUGGGACGUGGACAGCUUCUUCCAGGACCCAUAUGCUGCGUCGUCAUCGACUAAUGAUCAAUCCCAAGUCUAUUAUUGAGCGUCAAAAAAAAAAAAGGAUUCAAAUUUGUGGUAAAUUCCGAGGGGAGUUUUGGGUAAAUAUGACCAUUAGGGACUAGUAGUACUUUUGUUUUGUUUUUUUUGUCGGCAUUUUUGGUUCUUUUUUUCGGUGGUUUUUCUUUUUUAUGAGAUUUUUGCAUAGGAGAGACUAGAGAGUGUAAAGAGUGCAUGAAUUCCCUAAUUAAUCAUGAGAAAAAUGCAAAUUGCAUGUAAAAAGAAAUUGCUUUUGCUUCUUA